This is a messenger RNA of Hordeum vulgare subsp. vulgare (domesticated barley), 5297 nucleotides long. RefSeq names its product protein NETWORKED 1D-like. Bases 404 to 5035 code for a protein of 1543 amino acids. Gene Ontology annotation, molecular function: actin filament binding. Gene Ontology annotation, cellular component: plasma membrane. Lineage: Eukaryota; Viridiplantae; Streptophyta; Magnoliopsida; Poales; Poaceae. The transcript has 6 exons. The record is from RefSeq and is a predicted model, not a curated record.
CCGCUUCCCUCUGCUCUGCUCCUCCAUGAUUGCAUUCACUCCUGCCCGUCACACACACACACACACUCUCUUCUCCUCUCACUCCCCCUCCCCUCCUUCCUCGGGCGCGUACGGGGUGGGUUCACGUGUAGGAUGAUGAUGAUGGCGGCGGCCUAGGCUAGGGUGGACGGGUUCCAGCAGCUGGAUCUCCGCAACCCUGAACGGCUCGCGGCUGCGGCGGCGGCGGCGCUGAGGCCCCCAAGAUCCUCUCCUGCUGCUGCUCGAGGUGGUUCGCCGGGAAUAGAUCUUCAUGUAGGCUGAUUUCUGGUUGAUCUGCUCUGCUGCACCCGCUUUGAAUUUUGCAACAAGUUCCCUUUGGGAUCCAAGGAGUAGCUGUUCUGUUGCGCUCUCUUGGUCGGCUCUGAUGUCGAGGACGAGGAUGGCGGCGAACAAUCCGAUGCGCAAGUACUCGUGGUGGUGGGACAGCCAUAUCUGUCCCAAGAACUCGAAAUGGCUCCAGGAAAACCUUUCAGAUACGGAUAGCAAAAUCAAAGUCAUGAUCAAGAUCAUUGAUGAGGACGCCGACUCGUUUGCAAAAAGAGCAGAAAUGUACUACAAAAGGCGCCCAGAGCUGAUGUCCCUGCUUGAGGAGUUAUACCGUGCUUACCGAGCUUUAGCUGAAAGAUAUGACCAUGCAGCUGGGGAACUCCGAUCGGCUCAUCGAAAAAUGGCAGAGGCAUUUCCUGAUGAAUACCAGUUAGAUUUGGAUGAUGACCUGCCAUCUGAAACUGCAUCCUCUGAAACUGAUUCUGACAGCCGUGACAUGACACCCUUUUUCCGCUCUUUCAUCAACACUGGCGACUCGAAAAAACGUAGUAAAGAUGAUCAGGACCAUGAGAAGUUACAGAAAGAAAUUUCAAGCUUGUCACAAGAAAAUCAAGACCUUAAGAAGAAGAUUUCAUCUGUGUUAGAAAAGAGUGAAAGUGCUGAAUCUGAAGUUCGAUCCCUCAAGGAGGCCCUUGCACAACAAGGAUCAGAGAAAGAAGCUGCGGUUUCACAAUGCCAGCAAUCCAGUGACAGGUUGCAGAACCUCAAGUCUGAAAUAUUACAUACCCAGGAGGAAUUCAAGAGGCUAAAAGAGGAGAUGCAAAAUGGUCUGCAGAAUUUAAGCACUGCUGAGGAACAGUGUCUCUUGCUUGAGAGGGCUAACCAGGAUUUGUCUAUGGAGCUGGAUAAGCUGAAGUAUGCUUCAAAAGAGAAGCAUGAAGAGCUUAAUGAGAAACACAUUGAACUGGAAAAACUCAGCGUCUCUAUACAAGAGGAGCAGCUCAAGAGCAUGCAAGCGGAAAUGGCACGACUGUCUUUAGAGAAGCAGUUGGCACAAGUACAGGAGAAGCUGCGGCUUUUGUCUCUUGAAAAGCACGGUGAAACAAGCAAGUGUAAGGAUGUUGAAGCAAGCAAGCUUAUGCUUCAGAAAGAAUUGGAGAUGAUUCGAGAAGAGAACCGUAAACUGGAUGAUCAAAACCACUCCUCGACAUCCGUGAUAAUUCGUCUGCAGGAUGAGAUCAUAUCCUUGAAGAAUGCACAACGGAAACUUGAGGAGGAGGUGUCUCGGCAUGUGGAGGAAAAGAAGGCACUUCAACAUGAGCUUUCACACAUAAAGAAUGACAGAGGUGACGUCGAGAGGAAGCACUUCUCAAUCAAGGAGCAAAUACAAGCGGUUAAUUUCAAUGUGGAGUCACUCCAAGCAAUUGCACAAGAGAUGAGGGAUGGAAAUGUUGAGCUAAAGGAGACCAUCAAGAAUCAUGAUGGCGUGAAAGCGCUGUAUGUUGAGAAUCUGAUGCAGCUGGAGAGGACGUUGGAGAAAAAUGCUCAUUUGGAGAGAUCUUUGUCAGCUGCUACUACCGAGGUUGCAGGAUUGAGACAGAAUAAGGCCACAUUGGAAGAAUCUUGCAAGCAGCUUAGCUCCAAGAUUAAUGGCCACCUGUCUGACCGUGCCAUGUUCAUUGCACGGAUUGAGGGUAUUUCUCAUACCAUGGAGAAGCUAUCAGAGAAGAACGUGUUUUUGGAAAAUUUGUUAUCUGAAAACAAUACUGAGCUUGAAAACCAUAGAAGGAAGCUUAAAGACUUGGAAGAGUCUGCGCAGGCACUCCGCAAUCAGAAUUCUUUACUUCGAUCUGACAAGAGAACUCUUGUUCAUGAGGUAGAUAGCAUGAAUGGCUCUCUACUUGAUUUGGAAACCCAGUAUGCAGAGUUAGAAGGAAGGCAUUUGGAUCUCCAGCAGGAGAAAAACAAGGUUCAUGAUGAAGCAGUCAAACUACAGCAACUGUUGAGGCUAGAGAGAGAGAAGAGCAAAGAACUCACCCACUCAGACAAGGCUCAGUUCAGUGCUUUGCAGAAGCAGAUAGCCCUACUUCUAGAAGAUGGACGCAAUAAGGAGAACCAGCUUCAAGAGGAGGAGCACAAGAUUGUCGAAGCUCAGAUCGAGAUUUUCAUCUUGCAGAAGUGUUUAGGUGACAUGGCAGAAGCAAAUUCUGAUGUCUCAGGGCAACUGCAGAAGCAGCAAGAGGCACACAAAGGUCUUGAGGAGAAACUGGCCUAUUUGUCACAAAACAACCAGAAGCUUACUGAAGGGAUUGGUUCUGUGAUGGAAGUGCUGCAGUUUGAUGAGAAAUAUGGAUCCUUGGAUCUGAUGAAGGUUGACAUAGUUGUGCAGCUCAUCUUGCAUGAGAUUAAGUGCCUGCUGAACACCAUUUCUGAUGCCCAGGAUGUCAAGCAGAACCAGAUCCUUGAGAAGUCGCUUGUUGUUACGCUCCUGGAGCACUUUGGACGGGAGGUGGCGGAUCUGAGAUCAGAAAGGAGUGUUCUGAGGCAAGAGUGGCAAGCGAAGAGCGAGGAACUGCUACAACUGCAGAGUGAAAGGCAUGACCUCCUAAAGAUCAGCUGUGACUUGCGCAAGGACGUGGAGACCCGUAACCGCAAAGUGGAUGAGAUGAAGGCCGAGUCAAAGUUCUUGGUUCGACAACUCUCAGAGCUGCAAGAGUCACGUCAGUCACUGCAAGCUGAGAUUAUUAAGCUGAUAGAAGAGAACUCCUCACUGUCAGGAAAACUUUAUGACUCAAGGGAGAAAGAGAAGUCGUUUGAAGAUGAUUUCAGUAAUCUAAUUGGUGAAGCAAUCAGGACAGAUAUCCUUGGUGUUGUUUUCAGAAGCCUUCACGAUGAGAGGACAUCAGAACUGCAAGCUUUGCAUGAUGAUUUUGGUUGCCUCCAUGCGGCAGGCAACGAGCUGUAUCAAGAAAUCAGACUGAUGAACAAGAAGCUUGGCGAUCUGCAACUCGAGAAUAACUACCUUGAGAAGGAACUCAGUAGAACUUUAAGCAUCUGUGAUGGCUCUAGUCCAGAGAUUGGUUCUGCAAGAAGGCGUACCAUGCGAAGAGAUACCAAGCUAUUGAAAUCUGGCAGGAAGAGUCUACAGGAGAGUGUGGUGAACGUGGAACAGCGCAAAGAAGUCGACAAUGCUGGUCUUGAAAAAUCAAAUGAAAUGUUGAGGGAGGAGGUUCACAAGCUGCAGAGUGAAAUGCAACUGCUUAGGAACAACGAACAGCCAGUGAUUGAUGUCCGGUCUUGCGAUGCAGAGAUCUCGAAAUUGCUGGCUAACAUGCAAAUUGCCACUGCCAACGCAGCUCUCUUCAAGGAGAAGGUGCUAGAGCUCAUCGUAGCAUGCGAGAGUUCUGAGAUAAGUGAAAUAGUACAAAAGGAGGUGUUGAAAGAGGAGAUCAGUCGAAGGAACUCUUACGUCGAUGCACUGAAGGACAAGCUAAAUGCUAUUGAGAUAGAGAACAGAAGGCUGAAGGUUGACCUGAAUGGUGACUUCACAGUGCUAGGAGCAUUGCAAACUGAAGUCAGUGCCUUAGAGAGACAAACCUUGUCACUGGCCAAGGAUUGUGCACCUUCGAACAAACUCAAGAAAGAGGAAUUUCUUUUGUCACCUCAGCUUUCAAAGAUUGCUGUGAAACCAAGCAAUGACCAAAACUCGACUAAGCUGGUGAAAGACAUGGAGCUGCAGAAACUGCAUGGAACCAUCAAAGCACUCCAGAAGGUUGUUACAGAUACCGGAGUUGUUCUGGAGCAAGAAAGGCUUGAUUUCAGCAGCAACCUCCAGGACGCCAGGAAGCAGAUUGAAAUGCUCAAGCUCAAGGACGUCCUGGACAGCGACGCGAGCGAUGCGAACUACGAGCGGAUGCUCAAGGACAUACAGCUUGACCUCGUCCAGACUCCCAGCCGUCGAGCCAUCGGCUCACACCGCCUGAAGAAGAAGAUCACAGCCCAGCCUGAUGAGAAGAUGCUUGCGCUGUGGAGCGUCGUGAGAACAAGUAGCGGCAGCGGCAGGCACGAUGAUCUGCGGCCGCCACAGAGCGAGGCGUCGUCUGAGAAGGACAAGGGUAGACGGUCUACCUCCGAGCUGAUGCUCGUGAAGGACCUGGUGGUCGACAAGCAGGACCUGCCGAGGUCCGUGGUCACCACGGAGCCGCACCGCGAGUGGAAGAAGAAGGUCAUCGAGCGGCUGUCCUCCGAUGCGCAGCGGCUGAGGGACCUCCAGUCCAUCCUUCAGGAACUGAGGGCGAGCGUGGAGGCGUCGGGGGAGAGCGAGCUGGAGAGCGUGAGGGCGCAGAUGAUCGAGUCCGAGGAGGCCAUCACGCAGCUCAUCGACGCCAACAGCAAGCUGCUGACCAAGGCCGAGGAGUUCACGUCGGCGGACGGGCUCGACGGCGGGAGCGUGGACCUCCGGAGCCGGAGCCAGCGCAAGAUCCUGGAGCGGGUGCGGAAGAUGUCGGAGAAGGUGGGCCGGCUGGAGAUGGAGAUGCAGAAGUUCCAGCAGGUCCUGCUGAAGCACGAGGAGGAGCGUGCCAGCCGGCGCGCCGCCAAGACAGUGCAGCGGCGGUCAAGGGUGCAGCUGGUGGAGUACCUCUACGGGAAGCGGCGCGGCGACAGCGGGUCCCGCCGGCCGAAGCGCGGGCCCUCCUGCUGCAUGAGGGCCAAGGCCAUCGACGACUGACUGACGUCCCCAGUUUGUUUAUCCAGUGCUAGAGAGGCGCCAAGCUUUUUUUCUCUUACCUAGUUUUAAUCUUCAGACAAUGCAGCAGACUUUGCUCUUGUUUCAUUUCAUUGUGCUGCUCUAGGUAAAUAAUUAUGUGAACUGUCUAUCCUAGUUUCUUCAUUACCUCAAGUAAGGAUGUAAAUUGUAGUCGUCAGGACAGCGGUAAACUGUUAAUCUUUCGUCAUAAUUUUAUUCUGUACAAUUCUGAUGCUGUUUCUCA